This is a messenger RNA of Pecten maximus, 1951 nucleotides long. Its product is annotated as glutathione gamma-glutamylcysteinyltransferase 3-like. The transcript is spliced from 3 exons. Gene Ontology annotation, biological process: response to metal ion; phytochelatin biosynthetic process; detoxification of copper ion. The record is from RefSeq and is a predicted model, not a curated record. Gene Ontology annotation, molecular function: glutathione gamma-glutamylcysteinyltransferase activity; metal ion binding. NCBI's taxonomy places the organism in Eukaryota, Metazoa, Mollusca, Bivalvia, Pectinida, Pectinidae. The coding region runs from base 1 to 867 and encodes 288 amino acids.
AUGCCUACAUUCCGUAUUCUGAUUGAAAUAGCAUCUCAGUCUAUUCCUACAUCGCUAUACACACCUGUUGCGAAAAAUUUCUAUAGAACUCCAAAGCCUAAACCCGAGUUUUAUCGGAGAGUCCUGCCAGAUGGUUGUAUUUCCUUUUCGUCCACAGAAGGUAAAGAGAUCUUCAAGGAGGCUCUCGUGACGGGUCACAUGUGUUGCUAUUUCAAAAUGGCGGCACAGUUUAGCACUCAGACAGAACCAGCUUUUUGUGGACUCACGACUCUUGUCAUGAUUCUGAACGCUCUCGAGAUAGAUCCGGGGAAAAUAUGGAAGGCGCCCUGGCGAUGGUACCAUGAGGACAUGCUAGAAUGCUGUGUAUCUUUACAGGAGAUGAAAGAAAAAGGAAUAACCUAUGAUCAGUUCGUUUGUCUGGCUGCUUGUAAUUCCCUUGAAGCAGAAUCAACAAGGAUCGACGAUUCCGCAUCACUGGAAACAUUUCGAGAUCACGUGAUCAGGCUAAGUAGACAAGAUGACCGAUUCAUCGCCUUAUCCUAUAGCAGAAAGACCCUUGGUCAAACCGGGGACGGUCACUUUUCUCCCGUUGGAGGUUAUCAUCCUGACAGAGACCUGGUGUUGGUGAUGGAUACGGCCCGGUUCAAGUACCCUCCACACUGGGUUCCACUUGCUAAUAUUUGGGAAGCCAUGAAGCCUUUCGAUAAAAGCACGGGAAAGUCUAGAGGAUAUUGCAUUUUGUCAAAAAAUCACAAGGAUGGUUCAAACUGUCGAAUUCAUUCAAUGUCUUCCUAUCAUGCGUUUGAGCCAGUGGUGUUAAUUCUUGACAAAGGACGUGACAGCUAUGCAAGUAGGGCAUACAGAUGAAAGAAAACUUUCUGACGGUGUGACCGAGUUGCUCCUUCGUUGCGGAAACACACUGGAUACAUUACACAGGAUGAAUGCAUUCAGACUAUAUAUAUUCAUUGAUUGUGCGAAUUUUCAUCCGACAACCAUACACUGAAAGAUAUGUUGUUGCAAUUACUGAAAUGUCAGUAUUGCCCAGAGCGUUUUACAGAACAGCACAUGUUUCCUGUUUAGAUAUCGGAGGUGCAAUUGAAAUCAGACGAAGGGAUGAUGUGGGAUAUCCUCUUCCAGUAGUAUACUGAUGCCACUGUUUCUGGCGCAUUCUAUAACAGACUUUAUUCUGUGUUACCGUAAGAACUGUUCAAUGUCACUGGAACAGUGACAGUUGGAGACAAGAUGGCUACAUUCCUCACUAAAAUGAUUAUAAACACAAGCUCAAUGGAAGAAAUCUCAGCUCAAAAGACAACUCACAGUGUCGUUGAAGAUACGUUCGGCAAAUGUGCGUCAGUGUAACCUAACUACUUUGUGUAGCAAACUGUGUGUGACCACCGUACAGUGGGAACAAAUAAUCACCGCCAUGAUGGAAAAAGUAUCAACCGUUCGAUCGACUUCCAAAAAUAACAUUUAUAUCGGAAAUAUUUACAGAAAUGAGUACACACAAGUUAAUGGCGAUAUGAAUCAAGAAAUAGAUAGAAUACUAUGCCGAGUAUUGAUUGAAACUGAACCAUGCAGCUGUUUCGUCAUUGAUAGUCUCAUUAAUUUUAAAAGAUCGUCAAAUUAGUAUGUUUAUGAACCGUUGGUAUUAUAUUUAGUGACCUGCUGGUAAAAUCUCCUUUAGUUGCUUUAAAGGGUAGUAAUGGUCAACUACUUUACUUCUAUGUGACGUACUUGCAUUUAAUCCAGUUUAAUUAAGUUGAUUAUAGUGAUUGGUUCAAUAAGUUUAUAAAAUAUGAAUACAAAACAAAGACAUCAUAAAUAGGUUUGAUUGGAUUUAUUAGUCACAACUUUACUAGAAUUGGCAGUCGUCCCAGCAUGGGUAUAAAUGACAUGCCACAAAUCAAUAAUACAAACAAUGAUAAUUAACGGUUUCUGGGUGUACAGCUCC